Messenger RNA from Metarhizium brunneum ARSEF 3297, 1128 nucleotides. RefSeq lists its product as uncharacterized. NCBI's taxonomy places the organism in Eukaryota, Fungi, Ascomycota, Sordariomycetes, Hypocreales, Clavicipitaceae. The record is from RefSeq and is a predicted model, not a curated record.
AUGCCCGUCCCGACAUAUCCCCUCCCUCAAUCUCUCUCACCUAUCCAUCUCUAUCGCCAUCUCCUCCGGGAAGCUUCGUAUCUUCCGCCCGCCUUCCGAGCCACCAUCGACUCAACCAUCCGGACUAGAUUUCACAAGAGCCGCAAAGAUGGCAUACACACCAAGGGCCGACUGGCAAAGGCCAAGUCGUCUCUUCGAACCUUGCGGGCUGCCAAUAGCGGCGACAAGAUUGCCAUGCAGAGCUUGAUGAUGAAGGGGUUUGGCAGAACCGGCAACAGAAGACGAGAGCUAAUGACGCAGCUUGUCAAACCGCAAGGUCCUAGCGACACCAAGGCCUUGGAGUCGUUGAUGGAUCAGACCGAGAAGUGCGACGCUCAAAUACAACCAGGGGCAGACGUCUCCAAGGCGAAGCCGGCGCGCAAGCCAAAGAAUAAUUUCUUCGAGAAGUGGGAUCAACCCAAGCUAUUAAAAGUCCUUGAAUCGCAGAGGCAGCACCAGAAAGAUACGAAAAGCACAACUAGCUGGCCCGGAACCGCCGUGAGAACAGUCGAUCCCGACCAAUUCGUCCCCAAGACCAAUAUAUGGGGGAAGCCGCCCGCGGAGAGCCUGGUGAGGGCCAAGCGAGCUCACUGGUGGAGGAGGAGUGCGGACAAGAUCAUGCCCCCGUUGGGUAAAGGAGAAUGGGACCUGUUGCAGCGGUUAAGCAGCGGUGCGCAAGCAGAAGGCGAAUGGACCGUGCCUCGGCGGCGGCAUUAUGCGUCAUCAGAGGUGCCUUUGCUCACGGAGCCGUCUCAGUGUUGGAGCUGGGAAUCUUAUGCCACAACGCCCGCCGCAAGAAUCGAAAAACCCAAGACAAUGUCUCGACAACGCCGGACGGGACAAUACGAUCUCGGUCCGUACGGUGGUCAUGAGCGCAGCAAGCAAGUCUCAAACAGAUGGUUCCGCAGAGCGUACAAUAGGACAUGGCAGCUCACCCCGAUUGUGGAACAGGAUCCGCACACGCUGCAGUACUCCCUCUGUUGGGGAAAUGCGACAUCCAAGUUGCCGGCUGCAACAAAAGCCCAGCAAGGGAUUUUCGAAAGCGUGGACAGAAAGGGAAACAAGAUUCACAAAAAGCCAGAUGCAUGA